Messenger RNA from Atta colombica, 1268 nucleotides. RefSeq names its product dnaJ homolog subfamily B member 12. Lineage: Eukaryota; Metazoa; Arthropoda; Insecta; Hymenoptera; Formicidae. The record is from RefSeq and is a predicted model, not a curated record. Gene Ontology annotation, biological process: cellular response to misfolded protein. The transcript is spliced from 8 exons. Bases 1 to 1098 code for a protein of 365 amino acids. Gene Ontology annotation, molecular function: Hsp70 protein binding. Gene Ontology annotation, cellular component: endoplasmic reticulum membrane.
AUGGACAGCAACAAGGACGAAGCAGAGCGAUGCAUGGAACUCGCGGAGCGAUUUAUGCGAGAAAGAAAAUAUGAGGAGGCCGAAAAGUUCAUUCGCAAAGCUCAGAAGCUUUAUCCGACCAAGAAGGCGGAUGAACUAUUGGCGGAAGUAACGGUACUCUCAAAGCAGAACCAGAAAUCUGAGACGACUGAAUCUAAUGUUAGAAAGCGACAAAAUAUAGCUAAAGACAGUACAUAUUCCCAGGGUAACUCAGAGUAUUCCAAAGAACAGUUGGAGCAUGUAAAGAGGAUAAAAAAAUGCAAAGAUUAUUAUGAGAUUUUAGGAGUCAGUAAAGAUGCUACAGACAGCGACAUUAAAAAAGCUUAUAAGAAAUUAGCACUUCAAUUACAUCCUGAUAAAAAUAAAGCACCAGGCGCUGCCGAAGCUUUUAAAGCUAUUGGCAAUGCUGUUGCUAUUCUUACCGAUACGGAGAAACGGAAACAAUACGACACAUAUGGUCCCGAAGAAGAACGAGUGCAGAAUGCACACAACCGCCAAGGUCAUACACAUUACAAUUAUACCCGUGGAUUUGAAGCCGAUAUCACAGCCGAAGAAUUAUUCAACAUGUUUUUCGGUGUUGGUUUUCCACAACAAGAAUUUUAUAUGCGUCGGCCAGGUGGAAGGUGGAUGCGUCAGACAGAUGCGCAAGCGCAACAUGCUCAUUCUCAGCAAAUAAAUGGAUAUACCACAUUUCUUCAGAUGUUACCAGUUCUGUUACUAAUAAUGUUAACCAUGAUGAGCAGCUUUUUCAUAUCCGAUCCAGUAUAUAGUCUACAUGCAAGUUCGAAAUAUUCUGUGGCCAGAACAACUCAGGCUUUGAAAGUAUCAUAUUAUGUUAAGGAGAACUUUCAUAGUGAAUAUCAAGGCAGUUUACGUAGGUUAGAAAUUUCAAUUGAAGAAGAGUAUGUGAGUAACUUGAGGCAAACUUGCGCCAGAGAGAAAAAUUACAGGGACAGUAUAAUGUGGAAAGCCCGUAAUUUGGGAGAUCAAGAACUGUUCUAUAAAGCUAAAAAUCUCGAAACACCUUCGUGUAAAAAACUACAAGACCUGCAAGCAUAAUGUGUAAAACAUGUCACCUAAGAAUAGAAGUUUUGCGUGUUGUAGAUAGAUGUAUAAUAUAUUUACACAUGUAUAAUUAUCUUUGGGUGUAUAAUGAAAAUUUGUUAUAAAAGAAUUACAUAAAAUGUCUUUAUACACUCAGAGUAAAUAAAUCAGAGUAUAUUUCAAUG